Molecule: messenger RNA, 1374 nt
Organism: Daldinia caldariorum
Lineage: Eukaryota; Fungi; Ascomycota; Sordariomycetes; Xylariales; Hypoxylaceae
Exons: 3
Coding region: 1-1374 (457 amino acids)
Molecular function (GO): protein binding
Source: RefSeq, a predicted model, not a curated record
AUGGAUUCCACGCACUUAUCGUUCGGAGCAGCAGAUGUUCCCCAGGAACGAUUCACGAAGCUACGUCUACUCUUCUCUAGUGGCACACUGACUAGAGAGGAAUGUCGCUAUAUGAAAAUCAUCCUUUCUAAGAUCCAUAUAGAUCCUAUCGGCGACCUUCCAUUGGAACUAGUCAGGCAAAUUGCACUGCUGCUCGAACUGCCCGAGUUUGUGUUCUGUCUCACCGUAUCCAGACAAUGGCGCAGCAAGCUUCUAUCUCCCGCCGUGCUGUACACUGUUACAGACAGGUUCUGUCCUUCUUUAACGCUUUCCCCCGAUCAAUAUGAUUCGAAAAUUUACUUAGAUGCUCUUCACAGGCGACUGGACCCUAUGCAUCUUGGCAGUAAUCAUAAUGUGUCCGCCGUAUACGCACAAUUCGGCUUGUCUGACGAUGGCCCCGAGAUAUAUGAGCAUUCGUACUCGACUGCCUUGUAUUUUCAUGGCAUGAUAGCAUGGCACGCUAAACAACACGUCGUGGUAGUCGACAACUUAUGGGAACGGACGCGGAAGAUGUUCAAGCUGCCAGGAGUUCUUCCCAUUCGCCCACAUUUCCAUAUUCUUGCCCUUGGGGAUAGACUCGUGGUCGGUGCCGUGCAUCGUUCUAUAGUCGCAUGGGAUCACGUAGCGAACGCUCCUCUGGGAAAGAAAUUACCUAGUCCCGUCAAGUAUGCUACAACAGAAGGAUUACGAGUUGGUAUAGUACUCGAUAAUGGGGAGGCCUAUUUAUGGAAAUUUGGCGGCAUCCUGUCGAAAUUGGCAACGGCUCCUCUGCACCAAAUGCAUGGACUCCAUGGAGAGUCGUUAAGAGCAUGGAAAUUGAACCUUCGUAUUUUUUUCCAUCCUACAUGUAGUAAUACUCUUUUCCUAGCUUCCGGCCACAUCGAUCUUCAGCGUGAAAGUGGACGCUCCAACGCCUUUCUCGUCACUUUUUUCAACGCUCUUGUCAAACGAAUGGUCUAUGAAUUCGAGGAUUCGAAGCACAUACGUACCUUUCAACUUGAAAUUCCUUUCAAACUCAAGUACGAAAACCCUAUUGACGUAAAGGUCGACAUAGAAAAGGUCUUACCAUACCGCCGUGAUAUCAUUGGGUUUUGUCAACGAAAAUACCACCCUCUAAUACAGUCUAUCAGGUCAUACCAGCAUGAUAAUUUCGUCGAGUUUGAUAUCUAUGACCGACAGUUCAGAUCACGUAUCGGAGAGCGGUUUGACUUGAAGGAAUUUGGCUGGCGCGAUUCUUUGGAAGAUGGCGAUUUGGACUUUCAAGUCAAAUUUUAUAAGAACGGGUUUUCAGUUACUAGCCACCAACCGGGGUUCAAUUUCGGAAUUGGCGAAUGA